This is a messenger RNA of Paraglomus brasilianum, 1773 nucleotides long. NCBI's taxonomy places the organism in Eukaryota, Fungi, Glomeromycota, Glomeromycetes, Paraglomerales, Paraglomeraceae. The record is from the annotation of a GenBank genome assembly.
AUGCCAACAGUUAGAAUAGGACCAGAUUAUUACAACCUCGAAAAGUACGCCGUCAACGACGAUAAGAAGCCUUUUUUCGUCAAUUCAUCUCAUUUCACAGGCUAUGUAACAGUCCGUCUUCAAAACCACAACUGUAAGGGUGACCCGGAUGUUAUUAAAACAUCGCCAUACUUUGAGAAUCGUCGAAGGUUCUUUUCUUUCCAGUUUCAGGGACGUUUCAAACCGUCAAAUACUCGUCGUGACGACGGUUUGUGGAGUUAUGAUGACGUCCUAUUUUGUGCAGAGACCGAGAAUGCCGUUAAUCCUCCAACGGGCUCAUCGCUUGCCGUAAAAUUUGCGAGAUAUAUUGAUCCUGGUUUUACGGCAGAAGGAAUGUUUUUGCAGAAACGUCCUUGGGCUGGAAGUUGGCUUGUUUGCGGAAUGAAUGUAAUAAACGCUUGGCAAGCUGAGCUUGACGAGAAGCUAGGAACGACGAGAGUUGACGUGGACUGUUCUCAAUACGGAUUCAUACAAAAUGAGGACACUGUAGUUCCAGAAAACGUGAGUCUUCAACAGUCGGAAAGGACAGAAAAUCCUUUAUUACCCAUAGGUCCAUGGGUAUAUUAUGGCCGUCAUCAUCUCGAAGAAGAUGCUAAACUGGUUCUUCCUGAAAAACCAAAUAUCAGUUCAACCGGGAUAGCGGUUAACGCACUCGGCCAUGCUGAUCAAGAGCUAGCUCAUGUGUUAUACGAUCAAGCGCUUAAACUCAUACAUAGUAGCAAUUUAUUUCAUAAUCAACAAUCGGGAGAACUAGCAGAAUUGCUAGUAAACUCGACAAGAGAAAGCGGAGGAUUUGAUGCUGCCAAAGUAUUUUUUUCGAAUUCCGGCACUGAAGCUAACGAAGGCGCUAUUAAAUUUGCCCGCAAAUGGGGUAAACAUGUUGCUAAACCUGGACAAGACAAGUAUGGCCUUGUAUCGUUUUUAAACAGUUUCCAUGGUCGAUCUAUGGGUGCCUUAUCCGUUACACCACAGCCAAAAUAUCAGGCUCCGUUCGCCCCAAUGGUCCCUGGAUGUACCUAUGCACCAUUUAAUGACGUUGAGAAAGUUCGAGAGUUUAUUAACGAAGGAACCUGUGGUGUAAUUGUCGAGCCUGUACAAGGAGAGGGGGGUAUUUAUGAGGCCAGUUUUGAAUUUUUGAGUGCGUUGAGGAGCAGAUGUGAUGAAGUCGGAGCUCUAUUAAUUUAUGAUGAGAUCCAGUGCGGUCUCGGUCGUACUGGUAAACUUUGGGCCCACGGACAUUAUCCUAAAACCUGUCAUCCAGACAUAGUAACAAUGGCCAAACCACUUGCUAAUGGCAUUCCAAUUGGAGCAAUAAUGGCCACUAGCCGUAUAGCCGACGUAAUAGGCAUUGGUGACCAUGGGACAACUUUCGGUGGUAACCCUCUUGCCUGCCGUGCUGCCAUCUCUGUCGUCUCUCGACUCAAAUCGCCUGCUCUCCUUUCUAACGUCAUUGAUGUUGGCAACUAUAUCAAAUCUCGUUUGGAAUCUUUUGUUCAGAAAUACCCUAAAAUGGCUGCCGAAGUCAGAGGAAAAGGUUUAAUUCUCGGAUUACAACUAAAUGCUGAUCCGUCUCCGUUGUUGCAAUUAGCUCGCGAUCGAGGUCUGCUGGUAAUUACUGCGGGAAAGAAUGUCGUUAGACUAGUACCGCCGCUAAUUUUGAAGAAAGAGGAAGCGAAAGAAGGAAUGGAUAUUUUGGAAGCAGCAUUAGAUGAAUUUGUACAGACAAAUGCAUGA